AUGUGCUGUACGAUGUUUCCUUUUAGUAAUCAAAAUGCAAAAAAGAAAACAAUUGCCGAAAAAGCGCGGGAAGAACGUGAACAACGAGAAAAUCAACGCAUUAAGCAAAAGAAGGAUCAGAUAAAGUCGCAGGCUGCUGUAAUAAUACAAUCUGCUUAUCGAAAACAUGAUUAUAAGAAAAAAGAAAAAAACCAAUUGCGAAUAUUGUGGGAUACUGACUCUGGAUUCGAUUUAAAUAAUACUAGCUCGAAUCAAUCUGCUACAACAUCCUCGAUAGAGAUUCUUGGGCUUGCGUAUCUACUUUUCGCUUUUUUCAAUUCAGAUGAUCCAACCGACAAAAUCAGAUUUUCUCAUCUCUGCAAAAUAAUUUUAUUCACCACAUCCUCUUCUACAACAGCAGCAAAGCAGAGUGCUCAGCAAAGGGUAGCACCAUUUCACUUGUUGUUACUAAGUAAAAGUUACGCGGUACCGACUCAGAAUAUGAUGAAAAAGAUUCUUUGGCAAUGUGUCGUUAGUGCAGCCGGAAAUUCUCUUGAUAAUGCUGGCGUAUCUUCAGUCACCUCUAAAUCCACUUUAUACUUAUCCGGAUCAGAGUUGAGGCUGGAAAUAUUUCGUGGGUAUUUGCAAAAUAGCAUUGCGUCUAACAACGAAACUUUCAUCACUGUCAGAAGAAACUAUGUGUUGGAGGAUGGGUAUAGGUAUUUGGGUGGAUUGACGGCAAUGCGUACGAAAGGACGGAUGAUUGCGAGGGCUGUUCAAGAAGGAAUUUUAUGUGAUGUUCAAUUUGCCGAGUUCUUCUUAAGCAAGUUGUCCGGAAGAGCGGUGUUUCUGGAAGAUCUGGUUGGAUUAAAUAAUGAAUUAUGGAAGAAUAUGAUGUUCUUGAAGAGAUAUGAUGGCAACGUGGAAGAUCUCGGACUAUAUUUCUCUAUCGAUGAAGAAAUCAACGGACAAAUUACAUCCAAGGAGCUUAAGCCGGGUGGUUCACAUAUGAUAGUAACAAAUGAAAAUAGAAUUCAGUAUUUGUAUUUUAUGGCGGACUAUCGGUUAAAUAAACAAAAUAAGGAACAAACAAAAGCAUUUAUAGACGGAAAAUUGGCUGAGGAUGUUUUCUCCACCAGAGUUACAGAGGUUAUUUUUAUUCUUAGACCAAUUAUUGAAUUAAAUAUUAUAAAUCAUGAACUUAUUGUAUUAAUUAGAGUGAUAUCAGGUGAAGAUGUUGAUUGGGAUCCGUCUGAUUUGCGUAAAUACUCUGUAUAUCAAGAUGGAUAUUUCGACCAACACAGAUGUAGAUCCCUUCACAUUAAACUUGCUCUUACCUUUGUUUGCAUAUUAAUUACUUCUUAUAAUUUAGCCGCCGCUUGGGGGCUUCAACCGCAAUUCACCGUCCGCCUGGUGUCAUCCGACCAAGAGCAAGGUCCUGAGCCCAGACUUGUGCUUGAACCAGUUAAAGCCUUCUUCAAUAUUGGCAAUUCUAGGUCAUCGAAAGGAAGGCUUCCAACAAGCUCUACCUG
Messenger RNA from Acaulospora colombiana, 1511 nucleotides. Lineage: Eukaryota; Fungi; Glomeromycota; Glomeromycetes; Diversisporales; Acaulosporaceae. The record is from the annotation of a GenBank genome assembly.